This is a messenger RNA of Perca fluviatilis (European perch), 4016 nucleotides long. RefSeq names its product solute carrier family 22 member 16 (gene slc22a16). Gene Ontology annotation, biological process: transmembrane transport. Bases 1174 to 2916 code for a protein of 580 amino acids. The record is from RefSeq and is a predicted model, not a curated record. The transcript has 9 exons. NCBI's taxonomy places the organism in Eukaryota, Metazoa, Chordata, Actinopteri, Perciformes, Percidae. Gene Ontology annotation, cellular component: membrane.
ACCUCCAAGUAUACAUGCGCCUGCUCUACCCACUGAUCCAACCCGGCCACACUCACAUAUUUGAACUGACUUUUCCUAUCCCAGCCAGCUAGCCCAGUCUCCUAACUAUCUUUUUUUUGUGAUCUUUUUUUUUGCUGUGUAAAAUAUUAUUAUUAUUAUUACUGUAGCAACAUGCUCAGUAGUAAGUUGCUCUAUUAAUCAAUCCAAUCAAACCGUUGCAGAUUUUUUGAUUAACAUUAACUUCAGAAGUUUUCUGGGAUUAAACAGUUCUGACAGUGUAUUAAUUGCCAUCAUUUAGUAACACCUAGUUUAGUACUUCAAGACGAUUACAAAAGAAUCAAUGAAAUCUAUCGAACUCUGUCACUUCUGGGAGAUGUGCAGACAAUCUCUACUGCCACCCAGUGGUUAGUCAUGAACACUUAUCACCUCCAUGUGGAAUAGAUUACAACAUAAAGUUAGUCUGUGAAUGCCUGAAGGGAUGUAAGUCAAAUAGUAAUUGAACUGGUAAUGGUACUGAAAGCAAUGAGAGGAUUAGGAAAGAAGCCUGUUAAACUGACUGAAGAUUCAUGCAGACAUUAUUACAUUAAGCAGUGCCAUGAUACAUUCAUGUUCUGUGAUUUUACACGUGUGUGCAUGUACAGUACAGUGUGUAGCAAUGUUUGCCUGAAGGUGAUGCAUGACUGUUUCUGUUUUGUGCUUGGACAGAAGACAAAGAAAUCCAACUUUUGUGCUAAAAAAAUGAGCAAAAUUACUCGGAAUGUCAGACACAUGUUGUUUAUCAUACACAAAGAGAAACUAUGUUUUUGUUGUGGCUUUUUCAGAUUGAACACAGGAGAUUUUUUCUCUCUCUGUAGACGGCAUUUCACAUACUGUAAUGAUUUGUCAGGAUUUUGCCAAGAUCUGCUGCCACAUGGAAUGCAUUUGUGUUUGGCCUCUCCUCUCCUCUCCUCUCCUCUCCACUCCACUCCACUCCACUCCACUCCUAACUUUGCUCUCCUCCCCUCGACCAACAUAAGGUCCAGAAAGUACAGAUCAUGUCUCCUUGAUCUAUUGGCUCAGUACAAAUAUUAGCUGAUAAUACCCAUACUUAGUACAAAAAAAAGUGUCAGAGGCAAAGGACAAAAAGUAAAUUGAGCCAUGGGAAUAAGGAGUGGAGGGUAGAGUGACACGACAAUGAACACCGCAACUACAAGAAGAACAGGCGACGUGGAUAAACCUAUUGCUUGUUGGGAAGCAACCAGUUGUGACAGGAGCAGAUAUCAGGCAUGUCUUUACUUUGCAGCAGUCUUCCAGGCCAUAGCCUGUGGGAUCCACUACCUGGCCUCUGUCUUCUUAGUGCAGACGCCAAACUUUGUGUGCAGCGUGCCCGGCAACAUCACCGAUGUCCUAUACGGUAACCUGACGGGAUUUAGUUUGGAAGACAUCCUGCCAAUCUUCAAGUCAGACACUGGGCCCUUGGUGGUGAGGACGGCUGAAGGAGAACAGUGGGAGCUCAGCCGGUGCCGCUGCACCCUGCGCAUUAACCCCAAAAACUUUACAUACGACUUUGAUGGAAACAAAACAGUGAAAGCCUGCGAUGGGAACUUUGUUUACGACCUCACUGAAAUUCACCAAAGCAUAGUGACGGACUGGGACUUGGUUUGUGAGAACGAGUGGCUGGCCAAGAUGUGCCAGCCCACCUUCAUGCUGGGGGUACUGGUUGGAGCGCUGGUGUUUGGAGACAUUGCUGACAGAGUUGGUCGUGUGAGGAUCCUGAUGUUCACCAGCCUCUGUCAGUUUGGGUUUGGGGUGUCUGUAGCAUUUUCUGGAAACUAUUAUUUCUUUCUGGUGCUCCGCUUCCUCCUUGCCAUGGUGUCUAGUGGCUACCUCGUGGUGGUCUUUGUCUACGUCACAGAGUUCACUGGCAUCAAGGUGCGCACAUGGACUUCUAUGCACGUGCAUGCUGCCUUUGCUGUCGGCAUCAUGGUGGUGGCUCUGACUGGUUACCUGGUGCGGGUCUGGUGGAUCUACCAGAUCAUCCUCUCCACAUGCACCUCGCCCUUCCUGCUCCUUUGCUGGAAGUUCCCUGAAACGCCUUUUUACUUGAUGGCCAAGGGCCGCUACAAGGAAACUCAGACCCUGCUGGACGCGAUAGCCCGCUUCAACGGCCUUGAAUGCCGGCUGAAGGUGCAGGAGCUUCUGGAACCAGAGGAGAGAGAGAACGGCAAAGCUCUGCUGGAGGAGGCAGAGCAGCGGCCAUCGCAGUCUGAGAAGAAGCUGUCCAUCCUGGAUCUGUUUGGCAGCUGGAGGAUGGCGAGCCGUACAUGCACAGUGUGGGCCAUCUGGUUCAUCGGCAGCCUGGGCUACUACGUUUUCUCUUUGGGCUCAGUCAACCUAGGAGGAAACCAGUAUGUUAACCUCUUCCUGGCUGGUGCAGUGGAGCUCCCCUCUUAUUUGGUUGGCUGCUUUGCAAUGGACCGGAUUGGCAGGAAGAAGACUUGUGCCCCAGCUCUGCUCCUGGCCGGGGUCGCUUGUUUGCUCAUCAUUGUGGUACCUGCUGACAUCGAGGCACUGGCCAUCGCUCUCUGUAUGACAGGGAAGUUUGCCAUCGCCAUUGCAUUUGGUCUCAUCUACCUGUACACCUGUGAGCUUUACCCAACCAUCAUCAGGUCUCUGGCAGUGGGUAGUGGUAGUACAAUGUGCCGUGUUGGCAGUGUGGUGGCCCCCUUCUGCGUGUACCUGGCUGAUGUCUGGACCUACCUACCUCAGCUCAUCGUGGGAAUCCUGGCAUUCAUUAUCGGAGUGCUGACAUUGUUGUUGCCUGAGACCCUGGGCAGACCUCUAACAACUACUUUGGAAGAGGCUGAAGCUCUGGGACGCGAGCCCAGCAAGAAGAACUCAGCCCUGGGCAAUAAAGAUGCUGAGGACAGGAUGUAGGUGAACCAACAUGAAGCCAAGGCCUGAAUUGUAUGCUACUGGAAAACCAGAGAGACUGACGCACAGAGAAGCUUUGGACAAAAAAGAAAUGAAGGAAAGAGAGAGGAGGGGACAGCUGCCAAAAACUAAAAUAGUAACAGCAUUGAUUUUGUGGCUUGUUGAAAAGAAAUGGAAAAAUGUGAUGUGUUUGUUGACAUUUCUUCUGCAAGUGGCCAACAUUUCAGUUAUUUAAGGGUCCUGAGACAUUACACAAACUGUGUAUUAUUAUCUAAACUGCUUCAGUAGGUCAAAGUUGUACCACAAAAUGUGAUGGAUGUUUACAAAGGACUGUUUGAGUGACAAUUGAACUGUUUGCGUUUGUUUUCUUUUUCAAAUUAGUAUAGCUAUCCUGUUUGUUUUUUAAACGUGUAUGAUCUCAGCAAUGAACUUUGUGAAUACAACAUUGUUGGUAGGACAGAUCGCUAAAACUGCAAAAAUAAGACCUAAGUUGUAUUAAACUGGAAUUAUUUUUUUAAAGGAAGUGAGCAUGAGUAUGCACUGUGAUUUAGUUACUUCUCUGAAACAGUAAUCAUAAGUAUAGAACAUGGCUGGGCCUCUAUUUCUGGAACAUAUAGUAUUGAAGCAUGCAGAGUAUGUUUUUCUAAGUGCCUUAGUUUUCAUUUUAAAGUCACCGUUUUAUUAUCUUUAACUCUAUUUUUAUUUUUAUUUUUUAAAUCUCAGGGCAUCUAGUUUUAGAUAUCACUGUGAAAUAAUAUAGAGUAAUACUACAUUACAAUCAUGGUCAAGAGUCAAGAUGUGAUCUCCAAAUGUUUGGACCAAAGACAGGAAUGAUCCCUUACAGUGUGGAGAUGUAUUCACCUGCUUUGCAAUGUUGUAGUACACUACUAAUAUGUUUUUGUUUCAUGACAAUCAACUGAUAUUCUAACAGUGACGACAAACAGUAGGUGACGAAAGUGCUCAGGUUCAGUAUUCAAUUCUGAACAGCUCUAGAAUCAAGAGUAUGAUUUUUUGUAUGAAUAGUUUGUUUUAUUUCUUUAUGGACAAAUAAAUAAAAUGGCCAACACUGAGGUUGUUGGCCUCUUCUUUACUACACUUUUCAA